AUGAUAAGAUUAAAUAAAGUAUCAAUUAUAUCUAAAAUUGGAUAUGCCUGGACAAUAUUAUCUACUAUUACAACUAUUCUAUUAUUUUUAUCAUUUUAUUCACCUUUUUGGUUAUAUGGUACAAUAACAAUAGAUGGUAUCUCUGAAGAAACAUCUUUUGCCACAUUUAGAAGAUGUAAUUAUCCUGAAUUUAAUUCGAUUGAUGAAAAAUAUUAUAUACGAAGAGAGUGUGGUAGAUAUAUUUCUAUAGAAGCAAUUCCAUCAAAGUAUUGGCAAAUAUCAACAAUAUUUAUUUCUUUAAGCAUUUUUAUUUCAUUUUGUAUUAUUUGUUUUUUGAUACCUUUUAUUUUUGUUCCUAAUAUUUUAACACGAAAUGGAUCUUUAAUAUGUGGACUUUUCCAAGUUUUUUGUGGAAUAUUAACAUUUACUAGUUGUAUAGUUUAUCCAUUAGGUUGGGAUACUAAUGAAGUUACAGAAUCAUGUGGUAAAAAAUCAAAAUCAUUUGACUUAGGUACAUGUAAAUUAGGUUGGGCUUUUUUUACAACAAUCUUUUCAUCAGUACUUCUUUUAAUUUGUGGAUUAUUAUCAAUAAAAAGUGUUAAAGUAAAAGAAAUUGAAUAUCAAGGUUCUAAUGAACCAUUAACCAAUAACACAUAUUUUACUGGUUCUAGUAUUUCUUGUUCUACAAAAUCAUCUACAACAAGAAGAAUUGAGGCAGCUCAACAUGGUAUUACUUCUAGGGAUGAAAUUAAUAAAUCAUUUAGAAUGAAAAUGAUAGGACAACCAACUAAACCAAGUUAUAUUGAUGUGUAG
Molecule: messenger RNA, 813 nt
Organism: Strongyloides ratti
Lineage: Eukaryota; Metazoa; Nematoda; Chromadorea; Rhabditida; Strongyloididae
Product: Lipoma HMGIC fusion partner-like protein family-containing protein
Exons: 2
Coding region: 1-813 (270 amino acids)
Cellular component (GO): membrane
Source: RefSeq, a predicted model, not a curated record